GCAGAAGACUGAUCUUUGAAAAUAUGUAUUUGGGAGAUAGUCACGUUCUAUUGAAUACCUUGUGCUGGUGCUGCCAUCGAAAAAUCUGGUUACACUCCGGGGAGGCCUGCCGCCUCUGCAGGACUGCACCGCCUCGGCCCUGAGAUGAGUGUCCGGCCUGAGCGGGCACACCAUGAAUAGAUACACAACGAUCAAGCAACUCGGGGAUGGAACCUAUGGUUCCGUCCUACUGGGACGAAGCAUUGAAUCUGGGGAACUGAUUGCCAUUAAAAAAAUGAAAAGAAAGUUUUAUUCCUGGGAGGAAUGCAUGAACCUUCGGGAGGUUAAGUCUUUAAAGAAGCUCAACCAUGCCAAUGUGGUAAAAUUAAAAGAAGUUAUCAGGGAAAAUGAUCAUCUUUAUUUUAUCUUCGAGUACAUGAAGGAAAAUCUUUACCAGCUCAUUAAAGAAAGAAAUAAGUUGUUUCCUGAAUCUGCUAUAAGGAAUAUAAUGUACCAGAUAUUACAAGGACUUGCAUUUAUUCACAAACACGGCUUCUUCCACCGGGACUUAAAGCCUGAGAACCUCCUCUGCAUGGGCCCGGAACUUGUGAAAAUUGCAGACUUCGGGUUGGCCCGAGAAAUCCGAUCAAGACCCCCAUACACAGACUAUGUAUCUACGAGAUGGUACCGGGCUCCAGAAGUGCUCCUGAGGUCUACCAACUACAGCUCCCCCAUUGACAUCUGGGCAGUGGGCUGCAUCAUGGCCGAAGUGUACACCCUCAGGCCACUCUUCCCCGGGGCUAGUGAAAUUGACACCAUCUUCAAAAUUUGCCAGCUGCUGGGGACACCCAAAAAGACCGACUGGCCUGAAGGCUACCAACUCUCUAGUGCGAUGAACUUCCGCUGGCCGCAGUGUGUACCCAAUAACUUAAAGACCCUGAUUCCCAAUGCGAGCAGCGAAGCCAUUCAGCUCCUGAGAGACAUGCUCCAGUGGGAUCCCAAGAAACGGCCAACAGCUAGUCAGGCUCUUCGAUAUCCUUACUUCCAGAUUGGGCAUCCACUGGGCAGCACCACACAGAGCCUUCAAGAUUCAGGAAAAGCACAGAAGGAUGUCCUGGAAAAGGCUGGCCCACCUCCUCACAUCAAGCCGGUCCCCCCCACCCAGCCCCCAGCCAAGCCACACCCGCGGAUUUCUUCGAGACCACAUCAAGCCAGCCAGCCCCCUCAGCAUCUCAUGUACCCCUUCAAAGCAGAGGCUUCCAGGACAGAUCACCCGAACCAUCUCCCGGAGGACAAGCCAAGCCCGUUGCUCUUCCCAUCCCUCCAUACCAAGAAUCCUCCGUCGAAAAUGCUAGCUGGCCUGGAACACAAAAAUGGGGAGAUCAAGCCCAAGAGUCGGAGAAGGUGGGGGCUUGUGUCCCGGUCGACAAAGGAUUCCGAUGACUGGGCUGACUUGGAUGACUUGGAUUUCAGCCCGUCCCUCACCAGGAUUGACCUGAAAAACAAGAAUAGACAGAGUGAGGAGACUCUUUGCAGAUUUGAGAGUGUUCUGGACCUGAAGCCCUCUGAGCCCAUCAGUACAGGCAGCAGCGCCCCCACCCAGACCUCCUAUCAGAGGCGAGACACACCAACCCUGAGGUCUGCGGCCAAGCAACACUACUUGAAGCACUCGCGAUACUUGCCUGGAAUAAAUAUGAGAAACGGCAUACUUCCAAAUCCAGGCAAGGAUUUUAUUCCAUCUAAUCUGUGGUCUAGUUCUGGUUUGUCUGGAAAAUCUUCAGGAACAGUAUCAGUAAUCAGCAAAAUAAAUUCCGUUGGUUCCAGUUCAACAAGUUCUAGUGGACUGACUGGAAACUAUAUCCCAUCCUUUCUGAAAAAAGAAGUUGGUUCUGCUGUGCAGAGGGUACACUUGGCACCUAUUCCAGACCCUUCUCCUGGCUAUUCUUCCCUGAAGGCUGUGAGACCUCAUCCCGGGCGACCUUUCUUCCACACCCAGCCUAGAAGCACUCCCGGGCUGAUGCCCCGACCUCCAGCUGCCCAGCCAGUGCAUGGCCGGACCGACUGGGUUUCUAAGUACGCGUCUCGGCGAUGACCAGCAUGAAGCUUCUGGGCGCAGGGGAAAGCAAGACACGGUCCCUCGGCCAACUGGUGUUCUGCCGGCAAGAAACCGGCAGAUGGUGUGAAAGCAAACACUUUAUAGUUACUCUUCUGAACUAAGACAUUUCAAUAUUCUUUUUAAGAUUUUUUUUAAAUAUUGAUUUGAAUGCAAUACCCUUUUUUUGUACAAAAUUAUUUUAUUCUAAAACUGGGUCCCAUUAUUUUCUUAAACAGCGCAUUUUGUAUAUAUGGAUUAUGUUUUAGCAUUUUAUACAGUCAACUUUGUAAUGAACUUUUUAAGAAUUAAUUGAUUUUCCUUUGGGGUUCCAGAUAAUAUUUUAUACAGAUUUUUAAAAAUGUAAUAAUAUUGAUGCAGUAUUGCAGCAGGGGUGCAAUUGAAGGCUACCCGAUAGAGGGUUAUUUACUCAACGCGGGCAGAUAUUUGUGAAGCGGUUAAAUUUUAAAUGUGGCACAUUUAAAUGGUACUUCAGGCUUUCUUGGACCAACCUCAGCGCUAGAUAAAUGAUCUUCUGCUUUUCUUGAUAUCAGGUUAUUGGUUUGAUUUUGUGACACCACUGUGCUGUUCUAAAAAUACUAUUAUGCAGUGAAUUUCCCAGCUGAAAGAACUCUAAAUAGUUUUUGAAAUUUUUACAACAACCCUUUUUGGUGGUUGGAGAUAUGCAAGGUGGUUGGAGAUAUGAACCAGGUUUUAUUAUGCUGGACCAUCACAUUCUAUUUUCUCCCGUUUUUUUUAUGUUUCCUCCAUUUUUGAAAUCCAGUUGUAUAAGUACCCCCAAAAGGGAAGCCUUUGAA
This is a messenger RNA of Neomonachus schauinslandi (Hawaiian monk seal), 2889 nucleotides long. RefSeq names its product ciliogenesis associated kinase 1 (gene CILK1). The record is from RefSeq and is a predicted model, not a curated record. The transcript has 13 exons. Bases 173 to 2071 code for a protein of 632 amino acids. Lineage: Eukaryota; Metazoa; Chordata; Mammalia; Carnivora; Phocidae. Gene Ontology annotation, molecular function: ATP binding; protein serine/threonine kinase activity. Gene Ontology annotation, biological process: intraciliary transport; intracellular signal transduction; protein phosphorylation. Gene Ontology annotation, cellular component: nucleus; cilium; cytoplasm.